GAAUGUUGAAUUUUGGGAGUCAGCUACAGGCUUGGGAGGGGCCAGUGAUCAGACGUCGGAGCGUUUCAGCCGGGACUACAAGGACGCGGAUGUCUUCAGCAACAAGGAGGCCAAGGAGCUUUUGAUUGUUUGCCACAAUGAGGGCAAGGCACUCGGAUGGAGAACCUGGAAGCUCUUGGAAACCAAGACGCUCCACGGCUGGUUCACCACAGGUAACACCUGCAGCAGUGGACUUGACACCAGCAAGAGGUACAAGAUGGCUGAUGAGACAACAGGCGGCGAUGUCGGACACCUCAUUGAGUGGGAGCCAUUGAUCAAGAACACGCACAAUGGCGUCGAUGACCUUUACGUGAAUACUGAGAUGAACACAAACGAUUUCAACCGCUUGUCGACAAAUCGCAACGGCGGAUACAAUCUCGGAUCCGGCCUAGGCACCCAGUACGAUGCAAACCUCGCCAGCAAUUGCGGAGACACGGAGCGACCGCAGGCAGAUGCCCAGAUGCGCACGGAGAAGUACCAUUGGGGAAGUGGCGGCGGCAUUGGCGGGCUCAUUGGCUCCGAUCACAAUUGCCACGGGGGCUGCCCGUGGACAAUCAGUUCGGGCUCCUUGGAUUUUUGA
Messenger RNA from Symbiodinium pilosum, 619 nucleotides. NCBI's taxonomy places the organism in Eukaryota, Dinophyceae, Suessiales, Symbiodiniaceae. The record is from the annotation of a GenBank genome assembly.